UCCUCCGGACUCUUUUGAGUGACGCGCACUUCCGGAGUCUCCCGGCAACUUUAGUAAGCGUGGUCCGCUUACUAAAGCCAGUUACUUGACUCGCGUGCGCGACCUUGCGCGCCUGUUUCUCGGCCUCAUGGCCGGACUGACCCUGUUUGUGGGCCGCCUCCCGCCCUCGGCUCGCAGCGAACAACUGGAGGAGCUAUUCAGUCAGGUGGGGCCGGUCAAGCAGUGCUUCGUGGUGACUGAAAAAGGGAGUAAGGCAUGUCGAGGCUUCGGCUAUGUCACUUUUUCUAUGCUGGAGGAUGUUCAGAGGGCCCUCAAGGAGAUUACCACCUUUGAAGGGUGCAAGAUCAACGUGACCAUUGCCAAGAAAAAACUGAGAAAUAAGUCCAAGGAAAAGGGGAAAACUGAAAAUUCAGAGUCCGCAAAGAAGGAGCUGAAGCCUAAAAAAGCCAAAGUGGCAGAUAAGAAAGCCAGAUUAAUUAUUCGAAACCUGAGCUUUAAGUGCUCAGAAGAUGACUUGAAAACAGUAUUUUCUCAGUUUGGAACUAUCCUGGAAGUAAAUAUCCCCAGGAAACCAGAUGGAAAGAUGCGUGGUUUUGCUUUUGUUCAGUUCAAAAACCUCCUAGAAGCAGGAAAGGCUCUCAAAGGCAUGAACAUGAAAGAGAUAAAAGGGCGGACAGUGGCUGUGGAUUGGGCUGUGGCAAAGGAUAAAUAUAAAAGUACACAGUCUGCUUCUGUCCCAGGUGAGGAGAAGAGGCCUGAACCUGAACAUCAGGAAUUGGGUCAAGAGAAUGGCAGGGAAGAAGAGGAUAUGGAGGAGGAGGAGAAUGAGAGUGAUUAUGAUGAUGACGAGGAUGAGGAGGAGGAGGAUAAAGAAUCAAAGCUGCCCAAACCUGUACAGAUUCACAAGAGGGCAGUCAAGAGGCCAGCACCUGCAGAAAGCAGUGACGAGGAGCAUUCUGAUGACGACAGCGACCUGGAGGAAAGAGAUAGUAUUGAUGGUGGAGAGGACCUGGCUCAGAGUGAUACCAGCAGUGAAGAGCAAGAGGAGGAAGAAGUCUCAAAGAAGAAGAGGAAGAAGAGGAAAUUACCCUCUGAUGUGAACGAAGGGAAGACUGUCUUUAUCAGAAACCUGUCCUUUGACUCAGAGGAAGAAGACCUUGGAGAGCUCCUGCAGCAAUUUGGAGAUCUUAAAUAUGUCCGAAUCGUCUUGCAUCCAGACACAGAGCAUUCUAAAGGCUGUGCAUUUGCCCAGUUCAUGACUCAAGAAGCAGCCCAAAAAUGCCUUGAAGCUGCUUCUCCAGAGGCUGAGGGUGGUGGACUUAAACUGGAUGGCCGGCAGCUUAAGGUUGACUUGGCAGUGACCCGUGAUGAGGCUGCAAAACUCCGGACAAAGAAGGUGAAGAAGCCGACUGGGACCCGUAACCUCUAUCUGGCCCGAGAAGGCUUGAUUCGUGCUGGGACGAAGGCUGCAGAGGGUGUGAGCGCUGCUGAUAUGGCCAAGAGAGAACGAUUCGAGCUGCUGAAGCAUCAGAAACUCAAGGACCAAAAUAUCUUUGUCUCCCGGACCAGGCUGUGCCUGCACAAUCUCCCAAAGGCUGUGGAUGACAAACAGCUCAGAAAGCUGCUGCUGAAUGCCACCAGAGGGGAGAAGGCGGUGCGCAUCAAAGAGUGUCGGGUGAUGCGAGACCUGAAAGGAGCUUAUGGGAAAAUUAAGGGUCAGUCCUUGGGCUACGCCUUUGCAGAGUUCCAGGAGCACGAGCAUGCCCUGGCAGCCCUGCGCCACAUCAACAACAAUCCGGAGAUCUUCGGGCCUCAGAAGAGACCAAUAGUGGAAUUCUCUUUGGAAGAUCGAAGGAAACUUAAAGUCAAGGAACUGAGGAUCCAGCGCAGCCAGCAAAAAGUGAAAUCCAAGCCUGGAACUGGUGAGCCCCAGCAGGUACCACCAGAACCUGGGAAAAAGCAACAGAAGGCAGCUCAGAACCACAUGCAGGAACAAAGCCAGGCCUCCGUGCAGCAGAAGAGGACAGCAGACUCUGUCUCGUGGGCAGGGUUCCAGACCAAGGCCGAAGUGGAGCAUGUGGAGCUGCCUGAUGGGAAGAAGAGAAGAAAGGUCCUGGCACUCCCUUCACACCGAGGCCCCAAAAUUAGGUUGCGGGACAAAGGCAAAACGAAGCCUCUCCCUCCCAAGAAGCCAAAGCCCCAGACAAACCACCAGAAGCAAGAGAAGCAGAAAUUACCUUCCAAGCAGGUACCUAGAAAAAAAGCUAAAGGAAAUAAGACAGAAGUUCGCUUCAACCAGCUGGUGGAACAAUAUAAGCAGAAAUUAUUGGGACUUUCUAAAGGAGCUCCUCUUGCAAAGCGGAGCAAAUGGUUUGACAGUUGAUGAUGCUAGAAGGCGGGGUAAGGAACUGGAUUGUGUGCAUCUUGGUAACGCUUCCUCCCCCCACCACUUGUCACUUACGAGGGAAGAAGCCCCCUGAGAGCACUGCCACUUCGGGAUGUGAACGUUUGGACUUUGGUUCCUCCUGUGCGUGGUUAGCUAACCACAAAGAGGAAUAUCAGAAAAACAUGUGACGCUUUUUACAAAUUCUGAGUGAAGUUGUGUCUAUUAAUUCUUACUUAUUUUAAUUGUGUUUCUCAAAUGGAAACAAUUAUAAAAAGCAUUCUUGACUACCAAAGUUUUAAGAUGUAUAUUUUGUUAAGUGUCUUCUCUAAAUGAGUUAAUUUGUGGCUUUUUGAAUAACAGACUCUCAUUUUUAAUAUAUGUGACUCCUUUAUUAUAAUUUAUAAAUGUAUUCCCAACUCUCGUUCAGUCAUGUAGGCCUACAUACUGCAGGAAUUAAGAAAGAGCAGAGAAAAAUGAUUUCCAACCUAAUCUCUGAGGUUGGGAGAAACUUGGAAAGUAAUCGAGGGCAUGGGGCCUGGCCAGGAGCAGCGCUUGAUAAUUGUCUGUCAAGUGAGUGGGGAGUAGCUGGUAGUAACUUGGAGUCGUUUGCAGUGGCCCACAGACCCAGCCUGGCUGGUGCUAGCCUACGUUUCCUGUCUUCCAGCACCACCUCCUGUGGACUCAGAGACGGAGUGGGUAGUGGAGAGAGCAGUGAGCAGGAGGCCAGAGAAAGAGUUGGAAAUACAGCACAGAGUUCUUAGUUCCCCAGUCCAGUCUGGUGCUAUCAUGAGAGAGGCUUUCUUCAGAACUGUUGCUGACCUAAGGAUAUCACUAUUUCAUUGCAGUAUCUUGGGAAACUCGUGAAUGCUCAGAAAUGCUCUUAACUGGCUUAAUGAUGGGUAAAAGACCAUGAAAAUGCUGAAAGCUUUUGGAGAGAACUUGUCUCCAGAGUUACCUUGAGACUGUGUGACCUGGGGAGUCCUGGCAGCAGCUUGGCAGCCCAUCAACCCUAGGAUGGAGUCAAGACACGUUAUUAAGGGUGUAUUAAUGCAUAGAAUAUCCACAGCCUGUCUGUCCUUUGCUCUGUUUUCCCUUCUCCAACUCUCUGCCCACCAGACAGUUUUUCCCCUGUUGUCCAAAUAUCUAUAAAUUAACCUUUAAAAAUAAUCUUAACAUUUAGGAUAGAGAACAGUUGGUGUUCAUUCAGAUAGCUUUGCCAGAUUUUCUCAGAUCCAGAUGUUUCUCCUGACAGGUUUAGCAACCCGGUAUGUUUAAAACAUCAUUCAGUUGCCUGAAAAGUUCUUUGAAAAGUUCUUUAAAAAUUUCUAGGGUGAAUCAUCCACUUUCUCAACACCCAGAUUCCUUGUGUGACGUCCUCCUGGGGGGCACAUUACCACCGGUUAUCUGGGCAGCCUCUUACGGUUGCCUUGGGAGUUUUAACGCAAGGAUAAUUGUGCCCACUUCUUCACUUCAAAGCCUGAUGUUUCAUGAAAUGGAAUUUUCUGAAUUAAACAUGAAAGUGGACUUAUGGGCUCCUUGGUUCAAAAACAACAUCAAGACAAACAUUUCCUUUAACAUCCAAGACUGAAGGCUGUCGGUCAGAACUGUCAAGCGUCGGUAGAUUUUCUGGCUCGAUUAUGCAGCAGCUUGACUCAGAGAUACUUCUUUUAAAUAAAGAGUCUUAAGAUUG
Messenger RNA from Bubalus bubalis (water buffalo), 4076 nucleotides. It is a transcript of the gene RBM28, whose product is annotated as RNA binding motif protein 28. NCBI's taxonomy places the organism in Eukaryota, Metazoa, Chordata, Mammalia, Artiodactyla, Bovidae. The transcript is spliced from 19 exons. Gene Ontology annotation, molecular function: RNA binding. The record is from RefSeq and is a predicted model, not a curated record. The coding region runs from base 128 to 2383 and encodes 751 amino acids.